AUGAUGGACGACUACGUCAGUGAGUCCGACAGCGACUACACCAGCUAUUGGCGAGACUGGUUCAUCUCGUCAAGGGGCAACGAGUACUUUUGCGAAAUCGACGAAGACUACUUGACCGAUCGCUUCAACCUGACGGGGCUCAACACCGAAGUACAGUACUACCAAUAUGCCUUAGACUUGGUCACCGAUGUUUUUGACCUCGACUGCGACGAUGAGAUGCGCGAGACGAUUGAGAAGUCGGCCAGGCAUCUCUACGGCCUAGUUCACGCCCGAUACAUUGUAACUACUAGAGGCUUGACCAAGAUGCUUGACAAGUAUAAAAAGGCCGACUUUGGCAAGUGCCCGCGCGUCCAGUGUCACUCCCACCCGCUCCUCCCCAUGGGCCUCUCCGACGUACCCAACCUCAAACCCGUCAAGCUCUACUGCGGGCGCUGCGAGGACAUCUACAACCCCAAGUCGUCGCGGCACGCCGCUAUCGACGGCGCCUACUUCGGCACUUCCUUCCACAACAUCCUCUUCCAGGUCUACCCCGCUCUCAUUCCUACGAAGAGUGUCAACCGCUACAUCCCCCGCGUCUACGGUUUCAAGGUCCACGCCUCUGCUGCCCUCGUCCGCUGGCAAAACGCAAACCGCGACGACAUGCGCCGUCGCCUGCGCAAGCUCGAGAUCGACACUGGCUUCCGCGAGGAGAUGGGCGAGGAGGAGGACGAAGACGAGGACGAGGUCGAGUUUGAGGGCAUUGAUGGGCGCAUGGCUGUUGUAGAGGGACUCUGA
Molecule: messenger RNA, 774 nt
Organism: Ilyonectria robusta
Lineage: Eukaryota; Fungi; Ascomycota; Sordariomycetes; Hypocreales; Nectriaceae
Product: casein kinase II, regulatory subunit
Exons: 3
Coding region: 1-774 (257 amino acids)
Cellular component (GO): protein kinase CK2 complex; cytoplasm
Molecular function (GO): protein kinase regulator activity
Source: RefSeq, a predicted model, not a curated record